Molecule: messenger RNA, 2428 nt
Organism: Salvelinus namaycush (lake trout)
Lineage: Eukaryota; Metazoa; Chordata; Actinopteri; Salmoniformes; Salmonidae
Product: capping protein inhibiting regulator of actin dynamics-like
Exons: 3
Coding region: 356-1021 (221 amino acids)
Source: RefSeq, a predicted model, not a curated record
UGACUGUCACAGGGACCAACUAAUAAGAGGUUAUAAUUCAUUGGAAUUGUUGUGAUUGUAUGUUUGUCUGUACAGUUAUGGCUGUCCUGUUAUUAUUUUGUGUCUUGAUCAAUAAUGAGUAGCUAAACCAUAUCGACUUUUGGACACUGAUGCGCAGGAGAACCCCUAGCUGUCAAUCAAGCAGGCGCGGUGAACGGAUUAUGACGCUCAAGCGUUCCAAAUGACGCAACAAUACAGUUCCAGAACAGAGAAAGUUAAUGCCGAAGAUGUUGUUCGGUUCCACACUAAAACUGCUGUUUGACAAGUGUGAUUUGAGAAAUAAAACUUGUAGACCUUUCCUGCAGUCUCUGAGGAGAUGGACACCUCUUCUUCUUCUGGACGAUCUCCGUCUCCUACUGGGACUGUCUUCUUACCCCCUCCUAUCAUGUGGAACAGUCUCUACAAGCAGGCAGAGAUGGAGGUUCAGUUCCUGAGGGAAGAGAAGAAGACCUGUACAGAGAAGGAAGCCCACAUGCUUGAGUUGAGGGGGAAGGAUCGAACGAUCCGAAAUCAGAAGAAGGAGAUGGACAGACUUCAAGUGUGCCUCUGGGAGGAGGAAAAGAAGAAGAGGAAUGGUGGAACGGAGAAGGACAAGAUGAUUGAACAAUUACAGUCUGAGACAGACCAUCUCAGAGCCCUUUUGAAAGAUGAAAGGAGGAGAAGAAGAGUAGAAAGGGGUAUUAUGAAAGAGUGGAAGGCUGAGAUCCUGAGACUGAGGGAGGCAGAGAGCCACAGGGAGGUAGAGAGACAGAGAGAAGCAGAGAGAAGCAGCGAGACAGAGAGAAGCAGAGAGGCAGAGAGAGCCACAGAAUGGGAGAACCAGAGACAAAUGCUGGAGAUCAACAGACUCAAACAACUGCUGGAGCUGCUGAUGGUGGACCUACAACUGGCCCACGUAAGACAUGUCAUUGUUAUUAUUAAAAGGCAGUGUAUAUUCACCCGGCUGAAAAUGAAUGGCAGCAGUAUGCUAACCCAAUGUUAACUUUUAUGCCUUUCCUAAACGUUAACCCUUACCUUAACCUCACUGAAACUAUACCUAACCUUUACCAUAACCCAACCCUAGGUCCUAAACCUAACCUUCAUUUAUCUCAACCCCUACGCCUUUCUUCUGCCGGUUGAAUAUCCACUUCCUUAUUAACGUCAUUACUGUUGUUGUUGUUGACAACUGUAUCUGUGCAGGUUGUAAAUAAUUGCAUUAGUGAAACAUCAUUUGUAGGAGUAAUUUCUACAAGCAUAAACAUCAGAGGCAACAUUAAAUUGCAACGGGAAUUUCUCAAACCCCUAACUGAAUGGGCAAGCUAGAACUGUGUGUUUGUAUUUGUACACAUUUUGGACAUAAUUGAUUCCAUAAAAUGUCUCAUAAUUUUUUCAAACCAUGUCAAUACAUUAAUUGACAAUGAAUUGUCCAGAUGAAUUGAUCAAAAUGACCCUGCUAUUGAUGUUGUUCAGUGUUUGAUUCAAUUACCUAGGUCUAAGUUGUAUUUCUAUGUAUCAUUCUCUGCAAAUGCUUUGAAAGUAUGUCUUGGUCAUAGAUUAUCACUAAUUUAACCUUUUCAAUUUAAGCAAGAGAUAGAGAGAUUGAGGCUAUGGCAGAAAGUCAUGGAGGAUCAGCGACCAAGACUGGCCUGGAACAACAAACCUAUUGAGACAGAAAGAGAGAGGGAAAGAGAGAGGGAAAGAGAGAAAGAAAGGGAGAUGGAAAGGGAGAGAAAAGCAGAAUUGGAAAGACAAGAAAUGAAGAAGAAAGUGAAACAGGCAGAAGAAACGAUAAAAGUGUUAGAAGGAGAGAUUGAGAGAUUGAAAGAGACUGAAAAGGAAAUCAUAUUUGAAAGAGAAAGACACAUGCGUAUUGCAGAGAAUGAGAAAGUCAAACUGGUUAAUGGAAAGGUGAAAGAGUUAGAGAGAGAGGUUGAGAGACUGAAAGAAGAUAUGACAAAAAAAGAGAUUCAAUACAAAAUCAAAUUUGAAAGAGCGAAAGAAGCGUAUAGAAGACAGAAUGAGAGAGUGAAACAGGUUAACCAAAAUGUACUAGUGUUAGACAGAGAGGUUGCGAGAAUGAAAGAAGAGAUUAGAUUGAAAGACGAGACUGAACCAGAGAGAACAUUUGAUAGAGACAGAGAGAGAGAAAAUGAUUGGAGACGAAGUGAAGAGGAGAUGAAAAAUAGAGUGGAGAGAGAGAUGGAGAUGGAGACAGCCCUCAAUGACAAAAAGAUGUCUGAAUUGGAGGAAGUCUUCAAUAAAAUCAAGGAACAGCUGAUAGAAUUAGAAAAUAUGGAAACAGACAAAUAUAAAUGGAAACAGAACCAAAUGGACAUGGAGGAGAAGAUGGAGGGUGAGAACAACAAACAGAAAGAGGUAGAAAGAAAGAGAAUGGAGAAAAUACCAAAAC